AGCAUUCAUUGUCAAUGCCAUGCCGUCCAUAAGUUCACGAUCAUCAGAGGACUGUACGACCACUUUCUAUUUGUCGUGGAAAGAUCAUGCUUUUUUUACACACUGACUGACACUCCAGCACAUGUUUUGCUCGUAACAAAGACAAACUUGAUGUUGAUCGAAGCUGUGUAGCACCUAAGUGGAGCACGGAAAGUUUUCCAAGUAGCGACAUAAAAAAAAAAGUUCUUGGUUAGUCCUUGUCCUCUUUUAAGUGCUCCUCUGUUCUUCCCCAAGAACUUUCUCAUCUACGAAAAGUACUAAUAAAUCCAAAAACCCACCAGCAUGGCGACCCAAGCAGCAUCCUCUUCCGCUCAUCCCGGCGGACCUCAAGACGACAACCCGGCAACAAGCAACCUGACCCCGCAGGACGCGGCUUUUCUUCGGGAGCACGCGUACCUGGCGAAAUUAGCGGAGAAGGAGAGGGAGAUCCAGAAGUACAAGCAAAUCGCGAAUGACGUGCAGAACCGCUUCGAGGACAAUUUCGAGAAAACUUCGCUGCGGUUCGCAAUGGUGGACCCGGCGGUGAACAUGGAGAUUUUGCUAUUACAGUGAAAAAUGCCCCCACCCCCAAAGUUGCACAAAUUUGUGAUGCGAAGUUUCCAAAUGAAAACUUUUUGUCAUGCAUGAAAGGAGUAUUUGUAUGAAUCUUUCUGAUGCAGAGUCUAGGCGUGUAUCGCAUCGCUUGCAUGACAAGCGCCACUCUUGCUGGGAUCUUUUGCAAUGCAAAUUUUUUCUAUUCACGAUUGGAAGUCUGUGAUGCUGAUAGAUGCAAGAGGGCGGAUGUUUCAUUUGGAAAGAUUUGCAAUACAAAUUUCCCCAAGUUCGGGGGUGGGGGCAUUUUUCCUCUCAAUAUCUGCGGCUACGGCAAAAAAUACGCUCCCAGGACGAGGAAAUCGACGCACUGAAAAUGGAACUGAAAGCGACACAGUUUAAGCCGACGAGGUAGACAUAGUUUCAUGUGUAAGUAAGUAUUCCUUUAUUGCACCCUGUAGAAGUUUUGCUUGCAAUCUGUGUAUUGCAUCUACUUUCGUUUCCAUCACAAAAGAUCAGAAGCAUUACACUUCCAAUACUAUUCUUUCACCCCUGAAUAUGAAUUAACAGUAUCUCCGGGCAAAAGCUGAUGAAGAAGUGCCGCGCUCUUUUGGAAGAAAACCAGUCGCUCGGCCGCCAGAUUUCCGAGGGCCCGAUUCAGGAUCUGCUGGUUGCGCUCGGGUAUGAAAUGCAAAAAUGUCUGGGUCUGGGAACUUGUGAUGCUACUUUGUCAAUGGUGGGCGCAUUGCAAUAUGCAGCCACGCAUGACAAGUUUUUGAACUUCUGUGUGUUUCGCUUUCCGCAUGACAAACUGCAUAUUGGCAUGACAGGAGAGAGGGCCUUUUUCCUGCUCGUGCAUUACAGAUUUAAGAGUCGUGUGACGCAAGCACGACAAACUUGCACUCUUCCAGACCCAGACAUUUUUGCAAUCCAUAUCGGGAGCGAGAGGCAAACGGUGAAACAGUUGAAGGAGAAGCUGAAGCAGUCGGAAACCGCGCGACUUGAACUUGAUAACGAGUGCGAGCGGCUGUGUGCCCUGGUGGAGUCAAACGGGGGCAUUAGUGAGCUCCCCGCGAUGGAAAACCCGAUGUACAGCGAGAUGAUGUCCGGCUUGGGGUACAACAAUUCAUCCGCUGGUGUCGCGGGCGGUGGGACCCACUCCGCGUCUUCUAACGGAAACGAGAAUUUCGAGAAGGAGGACGGCACGACGAAGUCGAAGAAAUCCUCUACGGGAGAGAAGCGGUCCGGGAAUGAUAAGAACGGGGAAAAUGGGGUGGACAAGAAAAAGAAAGACCGAAAACGAAGAAAGGUCAGUCCCGGGGCCAGCGGGGCGGUGGAAGAGAAAGAGGAACGGAGUAAAUAACAGUUCGUAAUGAACGGCUGGAUAUGAAUGUGUUGAGCAGCGCGACAUAUCUACAAGACAAUUCCGAUUUUCACUGACAGCUUUUCACUACACAAUAGACUGAACAGUUUGAGUCUUAAACAGAAAUGUCUAGCAACGAGCUGAGUAUCC
Molecule: messenger RNA, 2083 nt
Organism: Amoebophrya sp. A120
Lineage: Eukaryota; Dinophyceae; Syndiniales; Amoebophryaceae
Source: the annotation of a GenBank genome assembly